UGGUUUGGGAGAGAUCCUUCUUAUUCCCAUUUGAAGGUGUUUGGAUGCAAGGCCUUCAUGCAUGUGCCGAAGGAACAGAGAUUGAAGCUUGACUUCAAGACUUCUCCUUGUGUGUUUGUUGGAUAUGGUGAUGAAGAGUUUGGUUACAGGCUUUAUGAUCCAGCAAAGAAAAGAGUCGUGAGGAGUAGAGAUGUUGUAUUUUACGAGCACGAGAUGGGUUUUCAUCUCUUAGGUGCUGGUAAUACUUAUUAUCCUGAUAUAUCUCAUGGUGCUAUUGAUAUGUCUCAUGUUUUUGUUCCAGAUGUUCAACAAACAGGUGAUGCUCCCGAUGAUGGUCAUGAAAAUACUCAUGAACAUGACCGUAUUGAAGAGGUACAACCAGAGAUUGUGCCACAACCUGAUGAUGAAGCUGUUGAAACAGAAAGUGGAGAGUCUUCUAAUCAGGGGGAGCAAAACAGCCCACAGGUGGAAGAGCCAAUAUUGAGAAGGUCAACCCGAGUUCGACAACCUUCAAGACUUUAUCCAAGUUCAGAAUAUAUCCUACUCACUGAUGAGGGGGAGCCUGAAAGCCUUAAAGAG
Molecule: messenger RNA, 579 nt
Organism: Cuscuta campestris
Lineage: Eukaryota; Viridiplantae; Streptophyta; Magnoliopsida; Solanales; Convolvulaceae
Source: the annotation of a GenBank genome assembly